Molecule: messenger RNA, 752 nt
Organism: Darwinula stevensoni
Lineage: Eukaryota; Metazoa; Arthropoda; Ostracoda; Podocopida; Darwinulidae
Source: the annotation of a GenBank genome assembly
UUUCCCCCUUCAGCCCCAUUUCUACCAGACAAUAACAGUGAUACGCAGCAAAAAAUAUUAUAAUGUUACCACAAAAGUUGGCAGAGACAGAAAAACUUGAACAACUGAAAGAAGAGAAGGAGCAUCUGAAAGAGGUUCAGUGCAUGAUAUCAGGGGAACAAAAGGAGGUUCGCAAUGAUGAAUAUUCGCAUAGCAGCAUCGUCGAAGAAAUGGGUAAUCAAAGAGAAAACAUCUGCAUGGAUAUUAAUUCUGAGAGAAGGGACCCGCUGGAGGAUGAGUCCAAGACGAAUAAAAAAAGUUUUUUGGAGGUUUCUCCUGUUGACAGUCACACAAGAAAGCAGAAGGGGUUGACGCCUACCAAGGAAGAGGAGGAGGGGGAAGAUAAAGGUGACAGAGAUGAGUAUCAUCGAGUUCAGAUCAUGGAAGAAAAUGAAAAACUGCAAAGGAAACAUUCAGAAAUGAAGGAUAUGGAGCCAAAACAUCCUAUGAUUUCAGUUCUAAGGGAGACACAAGCAAAGUUGGAGGAGGAGGCAAGACUCGGGCAGGCCGAUUUGGAAUUCCAAGAAAGCUAUUUGGCUGACCGCUUCAAGUUUUCACCGGGCAGAGUGAAGCGGAAGGUUCGUUCCACGUGCAGGUUUUACCGAUUCCGUUUAUUGAAGAAAACGGAAAAGCUGGCUGCAAGGAAACGGCUUCUCGAAGACGCGAGUCCUUCGGUCGUGGCACCUGCGACUGACAUCAACGUACAAGACUGA